Molecule: messenger RNA, 175 nt
Organism: Mycotypha africana
Lineage: Eukaryota; Fungi; Mucoromycota; Mucoromycetes; Mucorales; Mycotyphaceae
Exons: 1
Source: RefSeq, a predicted model, not a curated record
GUCGUCGGUAAACCUUUUGCAACUCUGAAGAAACGUGAAGCUGAAGGUCAAUUGAUGGUUGUCACAAUUGAUGAAUUUAAAACCUCUAAAACAUGCAGCCUCUGUUUCUACGAUGAUAUGCAAAUUGUUGAUACUCUUGGAUUCAAGGGUACCGGCGUUCUUCAUUGCAAGCAAU